This is a messenger RNA of Cuscuta campestris, 4562 nucleotides long. Lineage: Eukaryota; Viridiplantae; Streptophyta; Magnoliopsida; Solanales; Convolvulaceae. The record is from the annotation of a GenBank genome assembly.
GUGGUUCUGGCAAGAUAAUCAUGUUAGGAUGUUAAAAUUUUUAUAUUCCGCUGCUAUCCUUGCAUGGUUACCUAUCAGCCCUUGCUAUCAUGUCAAACACAUCCAACAACCUUUCCAACGAAGAACUUCUAGCUACCAAUGCCUCCCUCAAAGCCCAAGUAGAGUACUUGGGAAAAUAAGUUUCCGAACAUGGUGAACACCCCGGAGGAAAGCGAUGAAGAAGAAGAGGUUCCUCUCGAGGAUAACUCUAGUAACACCGCUAGAGGAGAGAAUUAUGAACGAGGAGCUAAUGAUUUCAAGGUUGACAUACCAACCUUUGAAGGAAAGAAUGAUCCCGACGACUUUCUAGAGUGGCUCAAGACUGUUGAGCGCGUCUUUGACUUCAAAGAUGUGCCCGAGGAGAAGAAUGUCAAAAUCGUGGCGAUGAAAUUCCGGAAGAACUCUACAAGGAUGAUGAAGAUUUCAAGGAGAUGUAUGCCCAAUGCUUAUCUCGGCCCCAUGGAGAUUACCCAAUCAAAGAUGGUUACCUCUUUCGUGAAGAAGAAGGAAGAACAAGUCACUCCCUUCCCCACGGCACUGAUGUCAACUCCAAGAGUCCCACCAAGUGAAGGGACAUGCCCAAGGAAUUGUGACACACCCUCCUCCAGCCAGCCGUCAAGCUCACAAAUGGAGAACUAUGAUGAGGAAUUUGCCAUGAUGGUCAAGCAAUUCCAGAAGUUCAAGAAGUUCUUCAAAAAGACUGACUCAGUUAGAAGGCCAUCCAAGGGAAAGCCACAGGUAAGUGACUCCCCUCCUGAAUCUUAUUUAUGCUAUAACUGCAGGAAACCUGGCCACUGGAAGUCAGCAUGCCCGUACCCAAAAGUGGAGAAGUACGGAGAAAGAGAAAGGAACGAGAAGAAAAAGAAGGCAAUGGUUGCUGCUGAAAGUGACGAGUCAUCCAGCUCAAGCUCAGAUGAAGAAGCCCUCGUCUGCAUGGAGCGCAGAGCUGAGAAGUCCAACCAUGAGGAUAGGUGGACUAUGUCAGAAGAUGACACUCUCUGCCUAAUGCCCAAAGAUGAUGCUGAACAAGAGGUAACUUCACAAACCUCAUGCUCAUCUUCUUAUGAAAGCAUACCAACUUCUGAAAAUCUUUUUGACCAGUUCAAAAAGAUGAUGGAAGAUUUUGAGGAAAUAAAUCUCAAACAUUCAUCCUUAACAGAGGAGAACAAACUAGUGAGUGAAGAGAAUCUCAAGUUGACUGAAGGUCGGAAAAGUCAACUGAAUGAGAUCACUCAACUCAAGAGUGAAAAUGAAUCUCUCUCUAAAAAGGUGAAAUCUCUUAGCAAAGAACUAGGUAUACUUAAGUCCAAAGAAGCAGUGGAUAAGCUUCUUGAAACAACCAACCAUAAGGGUCGUAAAGGACUUGGGUUUGACCCCUCUAGUUCCAAAAGGAAAGGGAGAACAACUUUCAUCCCUCCUAAACCUACUGCUAAACCAAAUAAGCAGAAAGGAAAGGAAAAGGAGAAACCAACAGAAGUUCCCAAAAAGGAAGCCGCUAAGUACCCAGGUGUCUGGUACUUAGACAGUGGCUGUUCAAGACACAUGAUGGGUGAUGCGAGCCUUUUGAGCAAUCUAAUUCCCUAUGAUGGUCCAAGAGUUACUUUUGGAGGAAGCAAUGAUUUUGGCCUUACUAAAGGGCUAGGAAAUCUGGUGUACAAGGGACUAACCAUCCAAGCUGUAUCUUAUGUUGAAGGUCUCAAUUAUAACCUUCUUAGCAUAAGUCAGUUUUGUGAUAAAGGUUACUCCUUGGAAUUCUGCAAGGACAUGGCAUCUCUCAAGAACAUCUCCACAAAUGAAGAAGCCGCUAAGUACCCAGGUGUCUGGUACUUAGACAGUGGCUGUUCAAGACACAUGACGGGUGAUGCGAGCCUUUUGAGCAAUCUAAUUCCCUAUGAUGGUCCAAGAGUUACUUUUGGAGGAAGCAAUGAUUUUGGCCUUACUAAAGGGCUAGGAAAUCUGGUGUACAAGGGACUAACCAUCCAAGCUGUAUCUUAUGUUGAAGGUCUCAAUUAUAACCUUCUUAGCAUAAGUCAGUUUUGUGAUAAAGGUUACUCCUUGGAAUUCUGCAAGGACAUGGCAUCUCUCAAGAACAUCUCUACAAAUGAAGUCAUUCUCACUAGGAAGAGAAUCAGAAACAUAUAUGAAGUAAUAUGGGAUGAUGUCAAGGACGCUUGUCUAAUCAGCAAAGUUGACAAGCCAUCAAAGCAUGAUCAUGAGGUUCUGGAUCUAUCAGACAAGGAUGAAGAAGUCAAUGAAGGAGAUAGAAUGAAGCCCACAGAGUUCAUUCCAUUCAGAAGUCUGCUUCUGAAGACUCACAGAGAAAUCCGGACUCAAAUAGAACUGAGCCUUCCGGAAAUCUUGGCCAGCCUUCCGAUAUUUCGGAUCUCUCAAACGGCGACAAUUCCGGAAAUGGCGACCCAGUGCCAAUCCAUCCGGAAACACCAACAACUUCUAAUUCUUCAGAUCUUUACUCAAAUUUCUGAGAAAAUGAAGGUUGUCGGCGCAAAUGUUCAUUUCCAGAAGUUGGAAGCCAAAUGCUCUUCAGCGGCGUUCUAUCAAAGCUAUCUGGAGAUGAUAGCAGCUCAAGAACUCUCCGAAUUUCUUCAAAUGGAGAUUCGCCUCAAAUUUGAAGAAGAAGUUCUUGAAUUCUACAGAAAUGGAGAGGUCAAGACUGCUCAUUCAAAGAAGGACCCAAAGAGGAUGAUUCAAGUCAUCAAAUCCACUGUUGGAGGUACCAAAGUGAAGCUUUCGCAGAAGAAAUUGGGAGAAAAGCUUCACCUUCCCAAUUCUGGAGUUGAAAUUGCGAUAUUUCUAGUCAAAAAUCUGGACUGGAACAUCAUUGGAAUUUCCAGGCAAAUUCCUUCUGGCCCAGCGAAGAAAGCAAACCUGAACAAUGACUACAAGUUAUUUUUGGAACUGGUCAUCGCAUGCCUUGAGUGUGGAAGUGGAGGUCAUGCUGAUGACAUCACCCAGGAGAGAGCCUUCAUCAUCAACGCUCUCAUUACCAAAUCUAAGGUAAAUUGGGCUGCACACUUCUUCAAAUCCAUCUCAAAACAUCUGGGAAAGCACAACCAGAAAUAUCUUUGUCAAGGUCUGUAUAUUGGACAUAUUUUGGAGUCUAUGGGUGCUGCUUCUAAAGGAAAGAAGUAUGAAGAAAGAUAUUGGUUAUACUAUCUGUCUUCAAAAGGGGAAAACAGAGCUGGUGCUAGUGCUACUGCUGAGGAAAGCUCUUCAGAUAAUGUCCCACUCAUCCAUCUGACAAAGACUGCCAAAAGGAAGCAUGUGGUGUCUCCCUCUCCAAGUGUUGAAGCACCACAGAACCUUGCUUUGAUCAAUUUGGAAGAAGAAGAAGAAGUCUCUGACCAAGGAGAACUUCAAAGAAAGAAGAAGAGGAAGAUCAACUCUCCAUCAACAUCUGGAAAUGUCAAUCCGGAUGAGUUGAAGGAGAAUGAACCAGCUGAGGAAACCACUGCCCAAAAUCGAAGUUCUCAACAACUUGAAGAAGAAGUUCCUCAAGCUCAAAGCCUUCCAGCCUCAUCUCAGCCUCAAUCAGAUGUUGCUGAAAACAAAUUCUGGCAGCUCUACUAUAAUUGGAGAGCUUGGAAAGUUGGAAAUUCAGCAGAGCAACUGUUGGAUUGGGAUCAACAACUGAAGAAUGAGAAGAUCAUCAAGAAAUGCCUAGGACUACCAUUCAACCACUGCUGUGAAGAUAUGUUGGAUGACUACUGGCUGACCUGGAAGCAACAGCAGAAGAGUUUCAAAUCUCCCCUACCGGCCCUUCCGGAUGAGAUACCGGAACUCUGGACAAAGAAGGUCCAAGGGCUGAUUGAAUCAGCCCUAGCAUCUCAACAUGCCUCCUUUAGGCAAGAGAUAGAGCAGAUGGAAGCCAGGUACACUCAGCUGAUAGAGAAAUCAGAAGAAAAACACAGCGCAGAUCUCAAGGAAAUAAGCAAAUCAGUAGAAAAGACUCUAGAGAUCAUCUCUCUCUUGAGUAAAACGGUGAGCAACACGAUGGAGAUAUAUGCCUCUAACAGUCAACUUCAACUCAAGGAGAUUAACAAAGUCAAAGAGCAAAUAGCGAGUGUCACAGUUGGUCUACAAAAGCAGAUGUCCCUUCUCCAAAUGGACAUCAGAUCAGCCCUAGCAGUAGCUUCAGCAAAUCAGGUAGUGACCAAAGACUACUUGAAGGUUAUCAUUGACAAUCAAAAGGAAGCAUUCAAGCUGUUCAGACUUAUUGGCGCAAAUUCUGGAAAUCGCAAGAUGGAAGUAAUUCUCCAACAACACAGUCCAUCUCCAAUACCACAGCUCCCCAUUGCAGUCAAAGAAGGAGAAGUCUUUUAUAUUCCUUCUCAUCUGAACAUGACAAAUCUAAUCCUUGAAGCACAACAAAGCAGUCCGGAGAAUUCAGCACAACAUCUAUCUAGCUCAGGACUAGAUGGAACAUAAGGGGGAAUGUAAUUCAGGGGGAACUUAACUAGUUUUUGGCUAACAAUUGUUUUUGGCAAUGAAUUAUUGAUGAGCUC